Molecule: messenger RNA, 3125 nt
Organism: Echinops telfairi (small Madagascar hedgehog)
Lineage: Eukaryota; Metazoa; Chordata; Mammalia; Afrosoricida; Tenrecidae
Gene: DR1
Product: down-regulator of transcription 1
Exons: 3
Coding region: 694-1224 (176 amino acids)
Biological process (GO): RNA polymerase II preinitiation complex assembly; positive regulation of transcription by RNA polymerase II; chromatin remodeling
Cellular component (GO): negative cofactor 2 complex
Molecular function (GO): protein heterodimerization activity; core promoter sequence-specific DNA binding; TBP-class protein binding
Source: RefSeq, a predicted model, not a curated record
CUCUGGAGGGGCCGCCGUUGCCGCCGCUCCGGCUUCUCCGACCUGCGUUCGGGAUAAACUGCCACGGCGGCUGCCACUGCGGCUCCCUCAGUGCCCGACUCAGUCCGUAUUCGUUCCCAGGCGGCCCCCACAGUUCCUACAGCGGCCGACAUGUUGUGAGGCGGCAGCGCGGGCAUCUGAAGGAUGGUUUGGCCGAGGCGGCGGCAACGGCUGCUGGCGGGGGCGGCGGCGGCGGCUCGAGCGCUGGCUCUGUAGAGCCGAGCCCGCUGGGAGUCGGUGUGGUACCGCGGCGACGCCAGUGCCCUGCGUCUAACUCUGCUCGGGCCCCUUUGGGGACCGGUUAGGCGACAGCUCCCGCCCCUCUAAGGAGACACGAAGGUGGUUCCUCCGCCGCUCAAAUUUCCGGACCACGCCAACCUUUUCCCGUCUCGACCCAGGCAGGGCUGCCCCUAAAAUCCUCAGCUCUCCAACUUCCCUCCCCUCCUCGCCCGAAAGCUCAGACACGCGGUGUUCCCCGCCCGGUGGGGUCCGCGCCAGCCCCUCUUCCCCGUGUUCUUCUGCACCCUCCUCCGAGCGCCCCGCUGGGUCCCUCGCCGAGGGCGGCCUUUUGAGACGUCUCCGUGGAGCAGUGGACCCCGACCGGGGAGUUUUUAAAAGUCGGGCGGGCGGGCGGGCGCGCGCGUGGAAUGUACGAUGGCUUCCUCGUCUGGCAACGACGACGAUCUCACCAUCCCCAGAGCUGCUAUCAAUAAGAUGAUCAAAGAGACUCUGCCCAACGUCCGGGUGGCCAACGAUGCCCGGGAGCUGGUGGUGAACUGCUGCACCGAAUUCAUUCACCUAAUAUCGUCCGAAGCCAAUGAGAUCUGCAACAAAUCGGAAAAGAAGACCAUCUCACCCGAGCAUGUCAUCCAAGCACUAGAAAGUUUGGGCUUUGGCUCAUAUAUCAGUGAAGUAAAAGAAGUUUUACAAGAAUGCAAGACCGUAGCAUUAAAAAGAAGAAAGGCAAAUUCUCGUUUGGAAAACCUGGGCAUUCCUGAAGAAGAAUUAUUGAGACAGCAACAAGAAUUAUUUGCAAAAGCCCGACAACAGCAAGCAGAAUUGGCCCAGCAAGAAUGGCUUCAAAUGCAGCAGGCCGCCCAACAAGCGCAGCUUGCUGCUGCCUCCGCCAGUGCAUCCAAUCAAGCAGGAUCUUCUCAGGAUGAAGAUGAUGAUGAUGACAUCUGAAAUGUGCCAGCUGAGUUUCUGUUUCCUCCAUAAAUGAUUUCCCCCACAACAAAACAGUGAAAGAAUGCUCAUCUAUAAUUUUGUAUGCAUCUUGGUGGACUUGCCAUUGUUAUUCUUGGGAUGUCUGCUGUUAAGUUUCCUCUGUUGUGUGCUAUACAUGUGAAAACUGUCUCUUUCAACUAUUGAAAUGGAAGGUUCAGUAUAAUAUCAAUUUUGAAUUUUUAAUAGUGUUUAUGAAAUUUUAGAUAGCAGUGAAUCCUUUAUCUGAUCAAUAAACAGUGUUAACAGAAAACUUCAAGUUUAUAAAAUAAUAGUAAAAUUUAUACAGAAGCUCUACAUCUGCAUUUCAUUUCCUCUGACCUUUUAACCUAGCUAAAAAUUGGGAAUUUUAAAUUAUUUUGGGCAUGUGUAAUGCAGUGACAUUGCAUCAGGUUGAUAAAAGUAACCAUUCAGUUCUGAAGUAUCUGAAUCUUUUGUCUUUUAAAGUGAGUAUAUAUAAAGGCAAUACAUAUAUAUAUGCUCAGGUAAACCUACUUGUUUAAAAAAAAUCUCUCAACAAAGACAUUGAAAAACCAAGGAAUGGGUUCAGUAGUAGCUGUAUAAAUUUGAUGGAUUUAAUUUUGAUUUUGUUUUCUGUGUGUGUGUGUAUUAGUAAAAAAUACAGUUUUAUUAUGGCAUAAUUCAUCUUGAGCUACACUAUUACAUUUCAGAGACUGCCCCAUUUUGAGUAUUGCCAUGAUUCUUAAUAUUUCACUCCAAUAAUUGUUAAUAGUAUUACUUGCUUAGUCCAUGUUCAUAUUAUUCAAAUAUAUAGGUGGAACUUGUGAAACCAUUGCUUGAGUUCCGUUGAUUUAAAUGGAAGGUUUGUGAAUAUUCAGACCUUUGCAGGGGGAAGGGAAAGUUUUUGAGUUUGCUUGCUAUAAAAAGUGGGGUUUUGUUUUGUUUUAAUUUAACUUGUAGUUGUGGUUUACUUCUUGUUUGUUUUUAGCAUUACUUUUUACAUUUUCUUGACUAGAUGACCUAAAGAGUCCAAUGCUACCUUUUGAAAUGACGCCAUUCUAUCUUUCAUCAAAAUUGAAUUAUAGCUUAAAAUAAAAAGAUUGGUUUGAGUUUAAGAAAAUGUGACGUAAUUUAUCAGCACUAUAUGAAACACAAAUAGUUCAUUUUAACAUAAUUGUUAAAUGGAAGAAGCUUUAUUUGAUUUCAGUAAUAAAGUGUGGUAGGAAUCCUACAUGUUGAAGAAAUGACAUAUUGCUUAUAUUUUGGAAGCAGAAAGGAAGUCACAUGCAGUAUAACGUAAUCUAAAUUUCUAUGGCCAAUUGCCAAACCUUUAAAUGUCUAUACUUUUACCAAGCCCAAAAAUAGUUUGUGACUACCAGGGUUCCAAUUUUAAGUGGAAAGUUAAAUAAUUAAAGUUUAUGAGUAUUAGAACUCUUAAUGAUCAUAUUUGAAAUUUAUGAAGAAGUGAAAUAUUGUCAAAACACUUCUUAAAUACACUUCCUGAUGAAGCAGAAAGGUUAGUUUUAUGCUUAAAUUGAAGUUGUUUCAUGGAUGUGUAUUUAUGAAUAACAUUAGAUAAGAUGGAAGGAAUUAUUUUUUAAAAGUUUAAGUACCAAAGGUAGUCUAGUCUAGAGAAAUAAUAAAAUGAUAAAGUGUUGGCUUUUCUAAUUUGUACUGUAACAUUCUUACACUUUCUAUUUUAAGUAUAUCUGUUUCUUAAGUAAGCAACUUAGAUAUUUUCCAUACUUUUUUUUUCUGAUGCAGAGUUCAGGAUAAUUAAUAUUUUACUGCAUCUGAUAAUGUAUUAUAUGUUUUGAAACCUAGAGACUUUUCAUUUUGACAUUCUUGUGAUUUCAUAUGCUGUAUUCUUCAAGCAAUAAAAUUCUGAUGUGUUUUAUAAA